Molecule: messenger RNA, 1083 nt
Organism: Iphiclides podalirius (scarce swallowtail)
Lineage: Eukaryota; Metazoa; Arthropoda; Insecta; Lepidoptera; Papilionidae
Source: the annotation of a GenBank genome assembly
AUGCCCGUUUACGUAGUGGAGGAGCAUAACGACGCAUUACAAUUUAUUUAUUCAGCUAUCGGCGGAAAAAAGCUGCCCGUCGAGGGGGUCACGUUGCUGCACCUCGACGCACACCCAGAUAUGCUCAUAGACCGUAAAAUGAGCGGGAAGGAAGCGAGGUCGGGGAGGGCGCUGUUGCCUUUGUUGCAGAUAGAGAAUUGGAUAAUGCCGGCGGCCGCUGCUGGCCACAUCGGACGCGUGGUGUGGCUGCGGCCGCCGUGGGCGAAGCAAUUCGCCGACGGCACUUGUGUCAUGCAGGUCGGCGACCAUCCCCUAUCGGGCCUGCUUCGGGUCGAUAGUAAGGAGCCGUACUAUCUUUCCGACGCCCUAUACUCCGCCAAGCUCAAAAACGCCAGGCCGUUGGCCUUCACCGUUGCCGAACUGGCGAAUUCUAAGGGAGACCACAUAAGCGGCUUAGCCGAAAACCUUCAAAUAUCCCAACCCUACGUGCUGGACAUAGACCUCGAUUUCUUUAGCACGGGAAACCCAUUUCUGGGUCUGUACGAGAGCGUCGGACUGUACGACCGUUUGGAGCCGAUAUUCGAGUUCCAACUCCCGGCCGACGACGACGUCGGGACGCUGGAGAGGGUUGUCGAGUUACGUGAACGCCAGCUGCGGGAGAUCGAAAACUUGUUCGGGCACUUGGAGGAGCACAACGGUUUCCUGAACUACGUCGGCGAAAAAACCGAAUUGUUUAAGAUGGUGUCGGACCUAGCUGAUGUCGUGUCAGCGGAGGCGAAACGGCUCGGCGAGCGGCCUAACUGGUGGGCGGUUUUCGCUGCGGGCUGCACCAGGGACCAGGGUGGCCUGCCGCACCACAGGAGCACCGAAGAGGAGAUCCGACACUACGCCACGACGGUCCUGAAGCAGUUGUUGAAACGUCUCCCUCCACCCGUGCUGGUCACAGUCGCCAGGUCUACGGACGAUGGUUACUGUCCGCCGGAUCAAGUAGACUUCAUUCAAACACUGGUCCUACAGACAUUAGCAGAAGUGUACGACACUGAUGACCCGUACUUAUAUUAUUUAAAUGUCAACAUCCCUGAU